Molecule: messenger RNA, 1380 nt
Organism: Pseudo-nitzschia multistriata
Lineage: Eukaryota; Bacillariophyta; Bacillariophyceae; Bacillariales; Bacillariaceae
Source: the annotation of a GenBank genome assembly
AGAAAACAAACUUGCAUAUUCUAGCAUGAUACAAAGUGAGGCACAUAUUUGACAAGCUGAAGGGCGGAUCAGACAUGGCGACAAAUGCAACAACGAGACCGUCGAAAAUUGAGAAGGACACGUCGUCGUCGGAUAGAUGCAUUAGUCGAUUCUUUCGACCAAAACGAAAGCCUUCACGUGACGAAGAAAACGAUUUGAAAUUGCAGAGGGAAAAUGAUGUCAUUAUCUUGGGUAGCGAUGACGAUACCGACGAUGAAACAGACGAUCCUUCUUGUGAUAAAAACGACAGUGUCGAUGUUGCCAACGAAGAAAAACGCGGACCAGAAAAGCCUGGCGCACGUUGUGAAUUGAAUACGAACAUUGAAAUUCUUGACGACGAUGAUCCUGUCGAUGCAUGCGACGUUAUUUCACAGAAAGAAAAAGUCGAAAGCAACCGACUAGCGACGGCAAAGGAGGAGGAUGAAAGUCUUGGUCACAGUGAUCGGAACUUCAAUGGAUCAAAUCUGGAUGUAGACACGGAUGGGGAUACGAUUACAACUAAGAGGCCAAGAAUCGCUUCCCCUCAAAAACCCUCGGUCGUCGCUGGGAGUGUCAAGGAAAAUCCUUUUGCAAGAUUUGCGUAUAGUGCCUCUGAUGCAUCAGAAGAUAACGUGAAAACUACGAACGGUCUGGAUAGCUUAUGCAGCUCUUGGCAGAGACAUUCUUUCGCAUCAAAAAGUAAAUUGAGGAAGUCGAACAUCGCAAAUCAAAGCAAUGAUAUUAAAAACGUUAGCAGUUCAAGGAUUCGUGUCUCUUUGAAACAAAAACAAAAGGACUUUGUUAAGAUAAAAGACAUUUCCCCAGAAGAGCAAUCCAAAAUCAUUCGAAAAUGGCAAAGCAUGGCUGAUUCCUCGGCUCCCCUUGAAGUCCGGCGGUAUCAAGUUCUUUUGGCAGCCCGGCUACAUGCGCGUUGCCAGGAAGUUACGGUAAGAAAGGCUAUGAAAACCUUGCGAGACUACUUUUCCAGUCUAGCUGAACCGAAGAUGGUAACGGUGAGCGUAAUGGCAAAUAUCGAUCCGGGACUAUUGGCGAGUCAUAUAUCCAAUUUGCAAUUCUACAAUGCGAAAGCAAAACAAAUCGUCAAGGCUGCGCAAGAGUUGUUAGAACGACACAGAGGCAUAGUACCAGAAGAUGAAUGCUCUCUACUGAAAAUUACAGGAAUUGGGAAAACAUUUGCAGACCUGCUGGCCUUCGUCAACACAAGAGAGGCGCAUAAAAAGUUUGGCGAAUGCAAAUAAGUGCCGGUAGAUCCAUUUCAUAAUCGAAUACUUUGCAGUAUUCAUGUUACAACUUUCCAAUAUCGAAAUCACUUCUUCUACACACUAAAUAUAACUAGAUUUU